Oncorhynchus nerka (sockeye salmon) is the source of this 4695-nucleotide messenger RNA. Its product is annotated as ubiquitin carboxyl-terminal hydrolase MINDY-1-like. Gene Ontology annotation, molecular function: cysteine-type deubiquitinase activity; K48-linked deubiquitinase activity; cysteine-type carboxypeptidase activity. Lineage: Eukaryota; Metazoa; Chordata; Actinopteri; Salmoniformes; Salmonidae. The transcript is spliced from 11 exons. Gene Ontology annotation, cellular component: cell periphery; cytosol. The record is from RefSeq and is a predicted model, not a curated record. The coding region runs from base 806 to 2452 and encodes 548 amino acids. Gene Ontology annotation, biological process: protein K48-linked deubiquitination.
UUGCUGUGGUAGUACAAGAGGAAGUGAAGUGGAGGAAGCGAAUUCAAGAUAGCGAACGAGGAGACAGUGGAAUGUAAAUAGUAUGGCUGUCAGCCAGCGAAGCUCGUUAAACGUUUUCUGUUGAUUGGGCCAACAACAGUCUAAAUUUCACUACUUUUUUUGUUGUUGUUGCCAUUUACGCUGUCAACUGGCUUCGUGGUAUGGUACAAUUUUUUAAAGAAUAUGGUUACUCGAAUUCACCAGCUGAUAUUUUCAGACGAAGCUAAGAAGUCAACCAUACCGCAUUUGAUAUCCUAGAAACAUACUGAGUCAUCCAUGUCACGAGGCAAGGGACAAGCUUGACCAGCUCCAUCUCCCUUGUAACUUGUCCAUCUCUCUGGUGUAUUCCAUUGUAUAGUCAGGAAAAGCACAACUUUUAUAACCAGAGAAGUUGUGCCUCCCCCAAAGAUAACUUUGCUCUAGUUUGCAGCUGUAGCUACAAUGGAAAGAGGCAGUGCUGAAAAUUAUCUUCUGAAUGACAUAAAACCGACAGAGCGACUGUGGAUUCUGCUAUAGCCGUCCAUCAACCCUGUUUUGCAAACUAAGGACACUGUUACUCAGGAAUACCAGGGAACUGAUUGUCGAGUAGAUUUCCCUCAAGAUUCACCUAGAAGGUCACUGCCAACUUUUAAAGCCUUGAAUAUUGUUAAUGUAAAGGGCUGAGUUUGUUUUUCUAUGCUUAUACAGCCUAAGCCUGAAGUAGUCUUUACCGACGACUUGGCCUUAUUUUCUAUUGAUUAAGGGCUACAUUGAACAUUACCCGGCUAUGGCGGAUUCUGAGAUAGUCGGAGGAGAUCUCCUGAGCGUUGUCAAAGAUGACUGCUCUCUGACAGAGGCCAUUUCUGAGGAGGGUGGCCAUGCACCAGGGUCCUCUGUAGCUAAAGAAAGCCACAAAGCAGAGCCCUUGGACUGUGAAGAUUCCACCAAAGUCCCAUCAGUCAAGACCCCAAUUAUGGAAGCAGAAGGUUCUGGCAAACGCAGUGGAACCGCACUCACGCCAGCCGCCACGUGUGCCGUCAUGUCUGAAAACGGCACAACAGAAGACGCUCAAUCCACCGCGCAGAGCCAAACUCUGACCGAAGUGAACGGGGAGAGCUCAGAGGCCAUGUUUGGAAGGUCGGACGAGAAUAGCCAGUCGGCUACAAGCGACUCUCCCUCCUUCUCCAUCCGCAGCCUGGAGUUCUUCGAGGGCAACACCGGGAAUGACGAGCCAUUGUCGUCCUACUCUGCCCUGGGCGACGAGGGCCGCUCCCCCUCUGCUGACGUCCCCGGCCUGGUCAGUGACGUCCUGGCUGCCGCAGCCACGGGAGGGGCCACCGCCGCCCCAGAGCCCAUGAUGCCGGCCUACUACUUUGUGAAAUGGAUCACCUGGAAGGAGAAGAAGACACCCAUCAUCACGCAGAGUGAGAACGGGCCCUGUCCCCUGCUGGCCAUCAUGAACACCCUGUUUCUGCGCUGGAAGGCCAAGCUACCCGCCCAGACAGAAGUAGUCACCACAGAGGACCUGAUGGCUCACCUUGGAGAGUGCGUAUUGUCCAUCAAACCCAGGGAGAAGGCUGAGGGAAUGGAGCUCAACUUUCAGCAGAACAUGAGCGAUGCCAUGGCAGUUCUGCCAAAGCUGUCCACGGGCCUUGACGUCAACGUGCGCUUCACAGGCGUAUCGGACUUUGAGUACACACCAGAGUGUAUCGCCUUUGACCUGCUGGAUAUCCCGCUCUACCAUGGCUGGCUGGUGGACCCUCAGAGCCCUGAGAUGGUGGCAGCGGUGGGAAAGCUAAGCUACAAUCAGCUGGUAGAGAAGAUCAUCGGCUACAAGCAUUCGGAAGACAGCAGCCGUGUCAGUGAAGGUUUGGUGGCAGAGCAGUUUCUGGAGUGCACAGCGACCCAGCUAUCGUACCACGGACUUUGUGAGCUCAACACUAAAGUCAAGGAGGGCGAGCUGUCCGUAUUCUUCAGAAACAACCACUUUAGCACCAUGAUAAAGCACAAGGGCCACCUGUACCUGCUGGUGACAGACCAGGGCUUCCUGCAGGAGGAGGGGCUAGUGUGGGAGAGCCUACACAACGUGGAGGGCGACGGCAACUUCUGCAACUCAGACUUCCGCCUGUGCCACCCGCCCCAGAGGAGCGUCCUCGUGACACAGCCCGACAGUCUCACGCCCCAGCAGCAGCAGAGACAGAUCGACCAGGACUACCUGGUGGCCAUGUCUCUGCAGCAGGGGGUGGCCCCGGGGCCCCUCAGUGACCUGGACCUGGCCAGACGGCUGCAGGAGGAGGAGUACCAGAAGCAGCAGCAGCAGCAACAAGGUCCCUCCCAGGCCCCAGCACAGCAGGUGAGACGUCAACUGGCAGCCAAGCCGGGAGGUCAGAGGAGACGGGAGAAAAAGGAUGAUUCCGACUGUGCCAUAUUAUAGCGACACCUAAACUUACCCUAUUCCCCCAUGAGCCUGCACUUCAUUGCAUUAAGCCAACCCCUAACACAUACACACACACACAGUUAGGGGAUUGUGCCCCUGCCAUCUCAAUGCCAAACUCACCCUUCACACUAAACCUUGAGGUUGUACCUCCCCAUCUCUCACCCUUGUUCUUCUUUGAACAUCCAGGCCAGAAGGUGGCAGUACUAGUCCUGCUUUGCUAGACCUCAGAACAGAAUCUAAACGUGAAUUGAGGCUGCAGAGAGGAAAUCCAAUGCAGUUGGUUGGUUACAGCAGAGAAUCAUAACCAAGACACGUCACAACCCAGGUAGAGUCACACAUCAGGGGUCGUCUUCUAUUCAGCUAUCACUGCCCCUCUUGAGAAAUAUGAGCGAAGUUUGUAACUGUGAUCUGGUUUGGUUUCUAUGGCAACGAGGCAGACAGUGGUCUGAUUUUGUAGACAGAAAGUGAAGGUCUAAAUUUAAAGGGAAGUCACUACAGCUCUGACCAACUGAUGCAUCUUAAUUGAUGAUGCAACUUUUGAAAUGGCAAAAAAAGUUAAAUUAAGAGCACAAAGACAACCCCCCUUCUCUGCUACCUUCUCGCCCUAGAAAGAUCUGUUUUUAAGCAAACUGUAGGGUAGUUGUCAUCUGACUCAUUUAAGCCAUGAUGGAAACUCGAGUACAUUCCUGUCCUAUACAGAACAAUGCACAAUUAUGCCUGGGUCGAGAAGCGGGCUCUGCAAGCCCGACAAACGAACGAAGAGAUGGCCGUUUUCCCCAAAGUCCUAUCUGCUAGAGUAAGCAUGGGCUUUUCUUUCCCUGUCAUAUAGUGUACUAUGCUGUAGUUAGUAGCAGGGAGGAAUUAUGCAGAAGUAGAAUGGUAUGGGCAGUGAAGGGGAUCUGCUGGAGCAUCUUUUGUGGAUGACUUUUGAGAUCAUUGGAGGGUUAAAGAUGACUAUAUGGGAAUAAGAGUCGCAUUAAAGGUCCAAUGCAGCUGUUUUGAUCUCAAUUUUAAAUAAUUGAAAGGUAAGAAUUUUAAAUGGUCAAAAAGAAUCAAAUAGCUUCUUAGGAAAGAGCCAUUUCUGGAGCAAGAAUUUUGAUAGGACCGUUUAUCUGCGAGUGGUCUGAGUGGGGAGGGGAAACCUGAAAAUUAGCUGAGAGGUUUGGAACGCUUUCUUAUUGGUCUAUUAACCCAUUUCAGGCAGGCCCAAAUGUCAUCCCAAAACCACAGGCUAACAUUUCUGAAUUUAACAGUAUUAUUCCAACAUCAGUGUGGAAAUAUAAUAUAUAUAUAUAUAUACUGAACAAAAAUAUAAAGCAACAAUUUCAAUCAUUUUAAAGAGUUACAGUUCAUGUAACGAAAUCAGUCAAUUGAAAGAAAGAAAAAAAUUAGGCCCUAAUCUAUGUAUUUCACAUGACAGGGCAGGGGUGCAGCCAUGGUUGGACCAGGGAGGGCAUAGGCCCAGCCACUUGGGAGCCAGGCCCAGCCAAUCAAAAUGUUUUUUUCCCCCAACAAACGGGCAUUAUUACAGACAGAAAUUCUCUAAAAUGACAUUAUUGUAGAGAAAUUAACAUAAAAUUCUCUGGCAACAGCUCUGGUGAACAUCUCUGCAGUCAGCAUGCCACUCAACUUGAUACCUCUGUGGCAUUGUGUGUGUGAAAAAAUGCACAUUUUAGUGGCCUUUAAUUGUCCCCAGCACAAGGUGCACCUGUGUAAUGAUUAUGUUGUUUAAUCAGCUUCUUGAUAUGCCACACCUGUCAGAUGGAUGGAUUAUCUUGGCAAAGGAGAAAUGCUCACUAACAGGGAUGUAAACUAAUUUGUGCACAAAGUCUGAGAGAAAUACGCUUUUUGUGCGAAUGCAACAUUUCUGGGAUCUUUUACUUCAGCUCAUGAAACAUGGGACCAACACUUUACAUGUCGCGUUUAUAUUUUUGUUCAGUCUACAUUUGUUCAGACAGGUAAAUCACCUUUUGACUGCACUGGGCCUUCAAGCAAAUCUGGUGCUUAAACCAACUAUGAGAAGUCUGCAUUUGAUUUACAUUACUUAGGAAUAAAGUUCUGGCAGUUAAUUAAGUUUUGAGAUGGUCGGCUAUACAGGGCCUUUUGAAGUAGCUUUAGGGGGAGGGGCUUUCAGCAACACUACAGAAAUAGGCCACACCUUGACGCCAACUGUUAAUCGUCACCACUUCUUGCUUUGAAUUUAAUUUGUCAUGUCAGUAAAGGAAAAUCUAAACAAAUUA